This is a messenger RNA of Myxocyprinus asiaticus (Chinese sucker), 1499 nucleotides long. RefSeq names its product CCAAT enhancer binding protein delta (gene cebpd). The transcript has a single exon. Gene Ontology annotation, biological process: DNA-templated transcription; regulation of transcription by RNA polymerase II; regulation of cell differentiation. Bases 241 to 1164 code for a protein of 307 amino acids. Gene Ontology annotation, molecular function: DNA-binding transcription factor activity, RNA polymerase II-specific; RNA polymerase II cis-regulatory region sequence-specific DNA binding. The record is from RefSeq and is a predicted model, not a curated record. Lineage: Eukaryota; Metazoa; Chordata; Actinopteri; Cypriniformes; Catostomidae.
CAGUUCCAUAGAGAGCUACGAGGACUCUGACACCUGAUCUAGAGACAAUCCGACAACGUGCGGACUUGAUCGAAGAGGUGUCCUUUUGGAAAUACGCACUGGGUGCAUUAGAUAAGAGGUGUGAUCGCAAUAGAAAUUUCACUUGUGGACCGCUUGGGACACUUUAACCAGCAGGGAUCUGCUUGUGUUUGGGUUAUUUUGCUGCCCAUUUAGAGAUUUUGGUGUAUUUUCACUGCGUCCAUGUCUGACAUAUACAACCUGGACUCGCAGUGCGUCUCGCCACCAUGCAACAUGAGCUGGGCCAUGGAGCCAGCCAACUUCUAUGAUAAUAAAGUCAUGCCAGGGGAUGCCAAAUCAAGGAUGCCAGGGGGUGAGCAUGGCAACGCCGAGGACAACAACAACAACAACAACAACAACAACAACAGCAGCAGCAGCAGCAGCAGCAUGGUGGAGCUCAGUAACGCCCCUGCCGUUUACGACGAUGAGAGCGCCAUCGACUUCAGCGCGUACAUCGAGUCCAUGUCCACGGUGCCCCUGGAGAUCUGCAACGACGAACUGUUUGCAGACUUGUUUAACAACACUGUGAAGCAAGAAAAGCCUGACUUUUACAUGCCCAGCCACCAGCAGCUGGGAAGUACACAUGGCACCUUUGCGCAAAAGAGCUUGGAGAGGCAGCAGCACCAGGAUGGGGGCUUUGGAAAGGGCGCGUUUUGCGCACCAAUCAAGAAGGAGGCGGACUGGAGUGACAGUGACCUGUCCUCCUCGUUACCGUCGCAGAUCGAGACGUGCGCGCAGACUUCGGUGAGCCUGCACACGGGGCAACCGACGCCGCCCACCACGCCAGAACCCGAGGCUGUCGGCCAGCCAUCCAUCCACAGGAGGUUGGGUAAGGAGAAGGGCAAAAAGACAAUCGACAGGCACAGUCCGGAGUAUCGGCAGAGACGCGAGAGGAACAACGUCGCCGUGCGUAAAAGCAGGGACAAGGCGAAGCAGCGCAACUUGGAGAUGCAGCAGAAGAUGAUCGAGUUGAGCGCGGAGAACGAGCGGCUGUACAAAACCAUCGAUCAGUUGACACGAGAACUGGGGAGCCUCAGACACUUCUUCAAACAGCAGCCCGAACCUGCUUUUGGCACGGGGGCGCGCACGGCUGUUGACAGUCGGUGACGCGCGUCGGUGACACCCCCCAUCCCCAGAACAAAUCCUGCCAGUUUUCUCUCAAACAUACCUCAGUGAACUUGAAUUAUUUUUUCUGUAACAAACGCGUUACACAUUGGAUGACUUUGGACUUUGGCACUGAACGGCGAUUAUUUUUGUGAAUCUCUUUUGUUGUUUUUGUAUUCUAAAUUAUUACAGAAAAUAAUUCAUAUAUAUAUAUAUAUAUAUAUGUAGUUUUAUGGUACCUGUUUUAUAAUUCCAAACUUCGUAUUAAUACCAGAGUAUGUUUUGCAAUUUUACAGUGUAUACAAAUGUAUAAUAAAACGAUGUAAAAAUUCAUAAAA